This is a messenger RNA of Hibiscus syriacus, 694 nucleotides long. RefSeq lists its product as uncharacterized. NCBI's taxonomy places the organism in Eukaryota, Viridiplantae, Streptophyta, Magnoliopsida, Malvales, Malvaceae. The transcript has 3 exons. The record is from RefSeq and is a predicted model, not a curated record.
GCCGUCAUUUGUCAUCCCUAUUUGCGAGAGCUUAAAACGGCGAGAAUUGAAACUCGAGAGAAUCAAUAAGGGAAAGUAUGACUUCUUCUUCGCCUCGUCGUUCUCGCAGUAAUAAUGGAGAGGAAGAUAGGCCAAGAUUCUUCGACUCAAAAGCAAAGAGCAGGUGUUGGGCUAAUGCAGAAGUAGUUCCCGGCCGUCAUCCGGUUAGAUGGCUGAAAGACGCCGCCGGCAACACUGUCUGCAAGCGUUUCUGUAAUUGCCAAGGUUGCCUCUGUUCCGAGUACGACCAUAUCUUUCCUUUUUCCAAAGGUUGAGAGUCCACAGCUGAAAUUUGUCAAAUUCUUCAAACCCGGGUGAAUAGGUAUAAAUCAGACAAAGAAGAUGUUGAUGCUACUAGAUUGAAAGGUUUUUCUUGUGAGGUCCAGUUUACCGAUAAGGAGCUUGACAUUAUCGAAAUGGCUGUUUGCGGGGACGUAAUCCGGCCUGGUAACCAGUGUCGUUGCAGGACUGUUGCUGAAAUGCUCGAUAAAGAAUCUGUAUAGCAAGCAAGGGCUACUCAUUGAUGUAGUAGCUUUGGGAAGAAAAAUCUACCAAUUUCCGAUUAUUUGCAGGGUGUUGAAAGCAUUUUUUUCCAUUUGAUAAGAAUGUUGACCGAAAUAGAAUCUUCCCAGUAUCAUUUGGACCAUUAAUCAAA